AUGGACUUUUCUCAACUGAGCCGGGUAGGUCUGACCCUAAAUGUGAUGUGCUUAGCCAGACUCGAUGAGGCCCGUGAUCGCCUUCUGCGCAAGCUGACAUACUCCAUGCGUCAUCCCCUUCCAGACAAACUUGGAUCUCGAUCAGGUCAAUCAAGAGAGCAGCAGCAGACCCAAAGCCGUGUGCUCUUUGGCUGUCGCAAUAAUUUCCGCCGUAUUCCUCUGGUGUUGCAUAGGGCACGGGAGAGAUGGACUGCUGCUACUCGUAGCGGUGUCUUUUGCAAUAGCUUUAGAGGGGUUAGCAGCGAUAUUCAGAAUGUGGAUGAACUAGGCACUUGGAAAGAAGAAGACUAUGCUGAAAAUUUAAUUCUGAGAAAGGAUAUUCGAAAUACAGAGGAAGACCAGAUGGCGCUAGAGCAAAAUGAGAAUAUAUUAUUGGAAGCUAGCGAGUCUAUAUUAGGAAGAGAAAUCACCAAAAAAGACCACUCAUAUCUUAAUCUGGAUUCACUUAAAAAUACAGAUAAUGAACUCAACACAACAUCCUCUUCCGUGGACCGCUUGUUUGACAACCUGGCAUCGACAUCUUUUGCUCAAUUAAAGUCCAACUACACAGUUAACAGUUCUUCUGCUCAUCCGACACCUUAUUCUCACGUUACUCCGUGCGAUUUUGGGGUACUUGGACAGUCUCCGACUUCCCAACAUCGUUCGUGUAAAGCUAACAGACUAUUGUCCACGAGCGGGAAGGUUACUCUAUCAGGUGCCGCCUACAAUCAGGUAAUCACUUAUCAACUCUUUGAACUUUUUAAAUAG
Molecule: messenger RNA, 807 nt
Organism: Protopolystoma xenopodis
Lineage: Eukaryota; Metazoa; Platyhelminthes; Monogenea; Polystomatidea; Polystomatidae
Source: the annotation of a GenBank genome assembly